AUGCCUCUCAGUAAAAUGAAUGAGCUCUUCAAGCUUGGGGAAGAUCGUCUGGUCCCAUUAGGGAUUGAAAAUCUGCCAGAGAUGCUAUUCUUUAUUUCUGAGGAGGAAAAUAUCCUGUCUUCUGACUCCUCCACAUCUGAUACCCCGGAAGAGGUGCCUGGCACUUUGACACUUAUUCCUUCCCAGAGGCCACAGAGUUCCUGUCCCUUCCCAACUGCCAUGGUGACCCCUAGACUGAGGCUAUCCGUGGAACAGGACUCCAGCAACCAAGUUGGGGAGGGGCCAAGCACCGGGCAGGACCCGGGAAACGCUGAGUCCUUUCUUAGAGAGGCACUGCGUUGCAAGGUGUUCGACCUGGUGAGGUUCCUGUUGCUGAAGUAUUGUGCAAGGGAGCCGACCACCAAGUCAGAAGUGCUGAGUCGCGUCAACAAGGAGCACCAGGACCACUUCCCUGAGAUCUUGAGCCGAGCCUCGCGGUGCCUGAGGCUGCUCUUUGGCAUUGAGGUGGAGGAAGUGGACCCCAGCGAUGGCGUUUAUUUCCUGGUCGCCACUGGGGGCUUCAUCUACGAUGCGAUGGUGGGUGAAGGGCCCGUUUUGCCCAACACCAGCCUCCUGGUCAUGCUCUUGUGUGUGAUUCUUGUGGAGGGCGACUGUGCCCCUGAGGAGGAAGUCUGGAAAGCCCUGAAUGGCAUGGGGGUGCACGAUGGGAGGGAGCAUUGCAUCUAUGGGGAGCCCAGGGAGCUCAUCACCAGUGUUUGGGUGCAGGAACUGUAUGUGGAGUACAGGCAGUUGCCCAACAGCGAUCUUGCUCGCUACGAGUUCCUGUGGGGUCCCAGGGCCCACGCUGAAACCACCAAGUUCAAUUUCCUGGAUUAUUUGCUUGGGGUCAAUAGCAAGGAUCUCAGUUUCUUCCUAAAUCUAUCCAAAGAGGCGGAGAAUGAUGAGGAAGAGAUGUCCUGA
Messenger RNA from Pteropus alecto (black flying fox), 960 nucleotides. RefSeq names its product melanoma-associated antigen 10. Gene Ontology annotation, biological process: negative regulation of transcription by RNA polymerase II. The transcript has a single exon. Gene Ontology annotation, cellular component: nucleus. Bases 1 to 960 code for a protein of 319 amino acids. NCBI's taxonomy places the organism in Eukaryota, Metazoa, Chordata, Mammalia, Chiroptera, Pteropodidae. The record is from RefSeq and is a predicted model, not a curated record.